Helianthus annuus (common sunflower) is the source of this 2047-nucleotide messenger RNA. RefSeq lists its product as uncharacterized. NCBI's taxonomy places the organism in Eukaryota, Viridiplantae, Streptophyta, Magnoliopsida, Asterales, Asteraceae. The transcript has 2 exons. The record is from RefSeq and is a predicted model, not a curated record. Bases 5 to 1798 code for a protein of 597 amino acids.
UGAUAUGUGUCAACAAACAAACAAACAAAGCAAAGCAUCUAACAUACAUAUUAUAUGUUCCAAAGCUAGCUUUCUCAAAUCUUACAAAUUCUUUGUUUGCCGGGAGAAAGAGAAAGAGAAAGGGAUGUCGAUGUGUGGAUGCUUGUCUUGGAACAGAGUCACCGAUAUCGUCAAUCCCGAUUUCGAAUAUUUCUCCCUCCCUUCUCCGAUCCCCCAAUGGCCUCCAGGUCACGGAUUCGCUACCGGAACAAUCAAUCUAGGAGAAUUAGAAGUCUGCGAAAUCACCAAAUUCGAGUUUAUUUGGGGAAGCGAUAUAAAGAACAGAAGAAAAGGCGUCAACUUCUUCAAACCCAUAGGCAUACCAGACGGUUACUUCUGCCUCGGUCACUACUGCCAGUCUGAUCACAACCCGUUACGUGGAUUCGUACUCGUGGCCCGAGAAGUAUCCCGGUCUGAAUCACCCGCUCUUCUAAAGCCUAUAGAUUACACACUCGUUUGGUGCCCAGAUGACUGGACCCAAGAAAGCGUUCAAGGGCACGGCUACUUCUGGUUCCCUAUGGCUCCCGAGGGUUACAAACCUUUGGGCUUCAUUGUCACAAACAAGCCCGCAAAGCCCAGUUUGGAUGAAAUCAGAUGCGUUCGCGACGAUCUUACAGAUGUAUGUGAACCACACGGUAUUAUACUGAGUAUACAAUCUAAAAUAUCGGAAUCUUUUUUCAGCGUUUGGAAGACACGACCUUGUAAUCGAGGAGUUUACGAAACAGGCGUUUCGCUCGGUACGUUUUUCUGUAGUUGUCUUUGGAGUCCCGGUGAAGAUUUAAACAUUUCGUGCUUGAAAAACGUAAACCCGGGUUUGCAUUCGAUGCCGAAUCUUGAUCAGGUUCAUGCUCUCAUUGAACAUUACGGGCCCACGUUUUAUUUCCAUCCGGAUGAGAUUUACUUACCGUCUUCUGUACCAUGGUUCUUUGAAAACGGAGCUUUGUUGUACAAAAGAGGCGAGCCAGAAGGUCAACGGGUUGACCCGUCGGGGUCAAACUUGCCGCAAGGUGGGAGAAACGAUGGUGAAUAUUGGAUGGAUUUGCCGAAAGAUUCUAUGAAGAAAAAAAUAAAAAAGGGUAAUUUAGAGAGUGCGAAAGUGUACGUUCAUGUAAAGCCCGCUUUAGGUGGAACGUUCACCGAUAUUCAGAUGUGGGUUUUCUGCCCGUUUAACGGGCCGGGCUGUUUGAAGAUCGGGCUCAUGAAUUACCAGCUUAGUACAGUCGGGCAACAUGUGGGCGAUUGGGAACACGUUGCGCUUAGAAUAAGCAACUUUACCGGAGAAUUAUGGAGUGUGUAUUUAUCGCAGCAUAGUGCCGGUGUGUGGGUGGACCCCACGGAUUUGGAGUUCAUCGAAGGUAAUAAACCAAUCAUUUACGCAUCGAGAAACGGGCACGCGAAUUACCCGCAUGCUGGUGACUUACUUCAAGGGUCAGCGAAUCUCAGAAUAGGAAUCAGAAACACUGCUGCUUUCAGCAAGUAUUCGUUGGAUUCAAGUAAAAAUUAUGAAAUUAUAGCGGCAGAGUAUCUUGGAGACGGGGUUAUCAACGAACCGUGUUGGUUACAGUACAUGAGAAAAUGGGGCCCGACAACUGUACAUGAUUCGAGGGCUGAGAUGAAUAGAACCUUAAACCGUUUGCCUGAAACUCUUCGGUAUACAGCACAAAUUGUAUUUAAUAAAUUACCAAACGAACUAUAUGGCGAGGACGGGCCUACUGGGCCGAAGGAGAAAAGCAGUUGGUUUGGUGAUGAAAAGUGUUAGGUUUAUCUACUGCCACUUCCUAUUCAUUAUGUGAAUUUACCAAUAUACCCUCGAACCUAAUCACACGAAAGUGAUACUUUCAUGGUUACGUGAUUAAAGUAGAGAAACGGUAAUAAAUAUUUAUAGGUUUGUGCAUAUAUUGUAGCGUGUUGGAUUGUUAUAAAUGAUGUGUGCAUCUUGGUUGUAUAUUAUGUUGUAGCUAUCCUUUGUGUUAUUCUUAAUGAAAGAUUGCUGCUUGAAUUUAAGGCA